CUCCUCCUUCCAGGCAGCCUGAGACUUAGUCCUCGGGAGUCGAGGUUUGGCGCAUGCUGAGCUGCUGCCUCCGCCUCCGAGUCUCCGUGCCGGGCCUCGCGCUCUCGCUGCCCUUCCUGCUGCCGCCGUCUCGGGCUCCGGGUCCGAGCGUCCGCCGCUUGCUCCUUCCAACCUUCGACUUCAGCUUCCGCCAGUCUCUCAUUAUGAAGCCGCUCGUUGUGUUCGUGCUGGGCGGGCCCGGUGCCGGCAAGGGCACCCAGUGUGCUCGCAUUGUGCAGAAAUAUGGCUAUACACACCUUUCUGCAGGAGAUCUUCUUCGUAAUGAGAGGAACAAGCCAGAUUCUCAGUAUGGUGAGCUCAUCGAAAAGUACAUAAGAGAAGGAGAGAUUGUGCCAGUUGAGAUAACCAUCAGCUUGCUAAAAAGGGAAAUGGAUCAAACGAUGGAGGCCAAUGCCCAGAAGAAUAAAUUCUUGAUCGAUGGGUUUCCUCGAAAUCAGGACAACCUUCAGGGCUGGAACAAGACCAUGGACGGGAAAGCAGAUGUCUCUUUCAUUCUGUUUUUUGACUGUGAUAAUGAGACCUGCAUUGAGCGCUGUCUUGAGAGGGGCAAGAGCAGUGGGAGGAGUGACGACAAUCGGGAAAGCCUAGGAAAGAGAAUUCAGACCUAUCUGCAGUGCACUAAGCCCAUUAUUGACCUCUAUGAGGAGAUGGGGAAAGUCAGGAAGGUGGACGCCUCUAAAUCCGUGGAUGAGGUGUUUGCGGAAGUCCUGAAGAUCUUCGACAAAGAAGGCUAAUGUCCCUCUACAAAUCAUGCCCGACCCUCGCUUGGAUAGCUGCUACUCCCGUCGACCACCCUUUGUUUAAAAAAAUUUUAAUCUUUUUGUCAUUAUGUCUCGAUGGAUGACUGGAAAAUAAAUAGGAAUUAAGUGAAUUGUUUUUUUACAGUGGCCAUUUUACAUGACUAGUAGACAGACCCUUCGGGACGUUGCUUAGUCGUAGUCCAGGCCUGACCCCGCAGAGAAGGCCCUCAGCAGCUCCUUGAUAAGACCGUCCCUGCCCUCCUCUCCUGCUGUGCCUUCCUUCGGGAGCGAAGCCUGUCCAGCCACGCCGCGCCAUGCGUGUCUCGAUCCUCUUGGUAGUGGCAGGACGUUAGUAGAGGCGGUCACCAACGGCUUUUCUGAGCAGCCAGUUAAAAAGCAGGUGCCACCUGCUGGGUGGAUCUGUGGACCAAAUGUCAGGAAUUUUUUCAUGAAGUCACUGUUUGCUCAUUUUUUUUGGUGGGGGGAAAUCAAAUGGGUAAAUAAAGACCCAGAGUUGUUUCCA
Molecule: messenger RNA, 1323 nt
Organism: Gracilinanus agilis (Agile Gracile Mouse Opossum)
Lineage: Eukaryota; Metazoa; Chordata; Mammalia; Didelphimorphia; Didelphidae
Gene: CMPK1
Product: cytidine/uridine monophosphate kinase 1
Exons: 6
Coding region: 54-794 (246 amino acids)
Biological process (GO): CDP biosynthetic process; UDP biosynthetic process; 'de novo' pyrimidine nucleobase biosynthetic process
Cellular component (GO): nucleus; cytoplasm
Molecular function (GO): UMP kinase activity; ATP binding
Source: RefSeq, a predicted model, not a curated record